Sinocyclocheilus grahami is the source of this 1483-nucleotide messenger RNA. RefSeq names its product NACHT, LRR and PYD domains-containing protein 3-like. Lineage: Eukaryota; Metazoa; Chordata; Actinopteri; Cypriniformes; Cyprinidae. The record is from RefSeq and is a predicted model, not a curated record. The annotation marks the transcript as partial. The transcript is spliced from 5 exons. Gene Ontology annotation, cellular component: cytoplasm.
GUUUGUCGUCUACUUCAACAGCGCCAUUCUUGCUUUCUUCCCGGUGAAAAUAAGAAAAGGAACUGAAAUGGGCACUUUCUACAGCCGUAUCAGAUCUCGCGCUGGGCCAAGUGUCAGCGCUGCAGCUCAGAGUGGAAGUCACAUUAUAGCUCCUGUACUCACCAACAAUACAAUAACAGGCGAUGUCCACUUCCUACAUAAUGCACAUGGUUUCACUUUUGAUCGCCCACACUCUGAAACAACACAAACGUCAGCAACAAGAUCAUUGAUUUUCAAACAUAAGACACGGAUCUGCACAGAGUAUCAGUAUGUGACUGAGUAUAACUCUCUGCCUGGUGAACGAGUGCUGCUGUCUGAGCGCUACACACAACCUCUGAUUCUUCAGAGACAUAGAGAUCAAAAAGAGAGAGAAGAAGAGCUCCGCUCCAGUGGAGAGGACUUCCAGCAGGUCCUCAGCUCCAGGAGUGGUGAUGAAUCUUCCCAUCUGAACUCUCUGUUCAACCCAGAUGGCCAUGGGAUCAGUCCUAGUUCUGUUAUACUGCAGGGAAAUUCAGGGAAUGGGAAGACCUUAAGUGUGCAGAAGAUCAUGAUGGACUGGGCAUCUGAUAAACUCUACAAAGAGCGGUUUGCUAUUGUGUUCCACUUAAAGUGUAAAGAAAUAAACCGCAUUCCUGGCAUAAUGAGUUUGGUGGAGGUCUUGAGCUACAGCUGCAGUUUAACAUCAGAUGAGAUCUCACAGAUACUGCAGCAGUCACCAGAGAAGAUGCUUUUUAUCAUUGAUGGAUUUGAUGAGCUGAGACUCACACAAGACAUUUAUGACAUGUCACCUCACACUGAUGGGAUUCAGAAAGCUCCAGCUGAGGUCACUCUUUGUGCCCUGUUGAGGGGUCACAUCUUGCCAGAGUCCUUCCUGCUGGUCGCCACCAGAUCUACAGCUACAGACACACUGAGCAAGCUGCUCAAAGGACCUCAGCGUUUCACUGAGAUUAUGGGUUUCUCUGAGAAGGGGGUGGAGGAGUACUUCCAGAAGUUCUUUCAGGAUGAGGAACUUUUCAAGAGGGCUUAUACAUUUGUGAAGACAAAUGAAAACCUCUUCACCACCUGCUCCAUCCCUGUGAUCUGCUGGAUCAUCUGCACAACUAUCAAGGAACGUUUCAGAGUUGGUGCAGAUGUGACAAGCGUAUUGGAAACCACCACCUCCAUUUAUGUUGACUUUGUGUCCACUCUACUGAAGCAUCACUGCCAGGGUUUGAGUCAGUCUGUGCCGAACCUGCUGAGGAGUCUGGGUCAGCUGGCAGAGAGAGGGAUGCUGGAACAACAAGUCUUGUUGGAUGAGAAAACUGUUUAUGAAACAAUUUCAGACCCUGUUGCCAAUCCAUUUCUUUGCAAGUUCCUCUUUAAAAGAAGAAUCUGCCAAGAGACGAUGUUCAGUUUCAUGCAUCUCAGCUUUCAGGAGUUCCUCACCGCUCUCCUUCAGUGUGCU